GGUGUUAUCGCUCCGUUCCCUCCAUCCGUCCGUCAGUUUCAUCAUAUUCACGUGAUCGUUUCUCAGCUGAUCUGUGUUUUGCGUUGUCGCCCCCCUGACCCACGUGAGGAAGUGAUCGCGUCGUAACUUAAUUGCAAUGUCGGAAACUGGGAAAGAACGGCUAACGCCUUCAUCUGACGAUGAUCCUGUACCCACAUAUUCCUCAGAUGACGAAUCUGUGAAACAAAGUUGUUGGACACUGUUUACUGACCCCAGUAGGCUUGGUCAUCGGCUCUUCGCCCUAGUUUUCAUGUGCUUCCUGGCGUUCGGCAGUUACUUCUGCUAUGACGGACCUGGUGCACUACAGGACAACAUCGAAAAAGAUAUGGCUGUUUCUACAGCUGGCUUCAGUAGCUUGUACGCUUGGUACUCUUGGCCCAACACGAUCCUCUGUUUCUUCGGGGGCUUCCUCAUCGACCGGGUGUUUGGCAUACGUCUCGGGGCUAUCAUUUUUUCCAGCAUUAUCAUUGUGGGGCAGGUGAUUUUUGCCUUUGGUGGAAUUGUCAACCGCUUCUGGUUGAUGCAACUUGGACGGUUUGUCUUUGGAGUUGGAGGCGAGUCGCUCGCUGUUGCACAGAACACGUACGCUGUCAGCUGGUUCAAGGGCAAGGAGCUCAACAUGGUCUUUGGUCUGCAACUCAGCAUAUCAAGGCUGGGUAGCAUGGCCAACUUUAUGAGCAUGCCUUACAUCUACAAGGCCUUGCCCGAAAAAUAUGAGGGUCAUACUCGUCUUGGAUUCACUCUCCUACUUGCUGCUGCCAUGUGCGUAUUCUCCACGGUGUGUGCUCUGGUCCUCGGAGUUCUGGACAAGCGAGCGGAACGCAUCCUCAACCGCAAAGCAGCACAAACGGGAGAAGUGGUGCACCUGACGGACAUCAAGGACUUUCCGGGCUCCUUCUGGGUACUCUGCUUCAUUUGUGUCUCAUACUACGUCGCUAUAUUUCCUUUCAUCGGCCUCGGAAAGGCUCUGUUUCUGAAGAAAUAUAAUUUCCCAGAAUUUGAAGCAAGCUCGGUUGACAGUGUGCCCUACCUAAUCUCUGCCAUAGCAUCGCCUAUAUUUGGCAUUGUUGUCGACUACACAGGCAUGAACUUGAUGUGGGUGUGCGUCUCUGUGGUGGUGACAGUUGGCUGCCAUGCCCUGCUCGCAUUCUCAUUUGUGAACCCUUGGCUGCCAAUGGUGAUGAUGGGAUUGGCAUAUUCGUUGCUAGCCUGUGGGUUUUGGUCCGCUGUUGCACUAUGCAUUCCUGAACAUCAGCUGGGAACUGCCUAUGGGAUGGUGCAAUCAGUACAGAAUCUUGGCUUGGCAGUGGUGUCUCUAGUGGCUGGAGUAUUAGCUGACAAGCUCGGCUAUCUAUUCUUGGAGGUCUUCUUCCUCAUCUGGCUGGCUGCUUGUGUGCUGGCAAUAGUCGGUCUCAUGGUGCACGACAGACGGCAUGGUGGGGUUUUAAACAGGCUUCGUCGAAAGACAGAAUGACGGGUCUCUGGCACGACGCUCGACUCAGCAGUGACGCCCCGCGCGUCGGAGCGUGUGAUUGUCGUCUCUUGGUCACGGUGUCAUUUUAGCAGCACCACUCAUCCCCUUGACGACGCACAAUGUGUGGACUCAGUUUUAUCAACAUGGGCACUCUGCAUCAGAUGGCCCUAUUGGGUUGCUUUCCGUACUAUGGUAGCUACAAAAACUACCCCGAGCUACCCCUUGCUUCAACGCAAACCAUUUCGUGCUGGGACUCGCUGUACAUAUCAGUUUGUAAAGAGCGUGUGCAGGUACUCUCACGUCAAAAGCUGUGGUGAAUAAGCUUUUCUGGAGAUUCUUUGUGUAUAUGUUGCAAGGAAUGCAAACAGCAAAAAAAUAAAUAAUAAUUA
This is a messenger RNA of Ornithodoros turicata, 1902 nucleotides long. RefSeq names its product major facilitator superfamily domain-containing protein 1-like. Gene Ontology annotation, biological process: transmembrane transport. Lineage: Eukaryota; Metazoa; Arthropoda; Arachnida; Ixodida; Argasidae. Bases 137 to 1513 code for a protein of 458 amino acids. The transcript is spliced from 12 exons. Gene Ontology annotation, cellular component: lysosome. The record is from RefSeq and is a predicted model, not a curated record. Gene Ontology annotation, molecular function: transmembrane transporter activity.